Molecule: messenger RNA, 339 nt
Organism: Exophiala aquamarina CBS 119918
Lineage: Eukaryota; Fungi; Ascomycota; Eurotiomycetes; Chaetothyriales; Herpotrichiellaceae
Exons: 2
Source: RefSeq, a predicted model, not a curated record
AUGGGCAACAUCUGUUCUAAGUCUUCGAACCAACCUGAUAACUUCUCCACUCCAGGCAGGACGGUCGGCGCUAGCCCACAAACUCCAAAGGCUUCUACAGCGCCCGUGCCUAAGAAGAUAAUCACUAGUACGCCAGGGCGGACCCUUGGAGGGAGGGAUGAGACAGCGAGCCCCAACGAUGCAAGAGGGGCCGCAGCAAAGGCCGCCGAACAACGAGCAAUGAACUCUAACAAACCCGGAGGCAAACUCGCGACGCAAUUGCAGAGCCAGAAAAAGCAAACGCAGAACCAGCUUCUCAAUUCGGGCUCAGAAGCAGAAAGGAGAGCCCGCGAUGCAGAU